AUGUUGCCAGUGGUACCAAUUUGGGUUCGAGUCCCGUGGAUAUUGCCGGUGGGACUCGGACGAGGUGUAACCGGCAGUCCACUCUUGCGGGGAGGAUUUUGGGCAAAAUGCCGCAUUCAUUAUCUGUUGACAGUCUCGAGGUCCUCCUUAAUUUGGCCGUACUUGUUUACCCUCACCCCGGCCCGACUGCACAUGCAGGAGGCGGCUACUCAAAGCGUCACCAACAAGUACCGCAAAGCCCAGGCGCAGAUGGAGGAGACGGAGCUGCGCGCCAGUCUGGCCGAGCGUCGCCUCGGCAUUGGUCCCAGCUACGGUGGCUCUAGUCUACACCUGAACAGCGACGGGGAGCCGGCCUCGUCCACUCUGCCCAACGGUCGUGGUACCAGCCUCUUCGGCAGCGGCGGUGGCGGUUUCUACGGCACUCUCAAGGCGGCCUCCCGCUCGGGUCGGUCGUUCACUCGCGAGGCCUCAGUUCUCAGCCUCGCCAGCGAAGUGUCCAGUCCAUGCCUCGGUCGUCUCAGCCACACGCCGCACACUCACGGGCUCGGCCAAGAGUCCGGUCUACUGACAACCUCGCGACAGCAUCGGCUCAGCCGACGCUCGACAACAAGCAGUCAUCAGCCUAGCAACCGGCCGACCGUCGUUGAGGCCGGCAGUCGCAUGGCACCUCUUCACCAGACGCACAAGCCCUAUUCCCAGUACUCCGGCGGCCCCCUCGACGACCUGCCGACCUGGCCCGACAGAACGGACGAGUCGCAUCAUAGUCUUCUGCCGGCCUCCAGUGACUUCACACUCUAG
Protopolystoma xenopodis is the source of this 798-nucleotide messenger RNA. The record is from the annotation of a GenBank genome assembly. Lineage: Eukaryota; Metazoa; Platyhelminthes; Monogenea; Polystomatidea; Polystomatidae.